Aspergillus terreus NIH2624 is the source of this 2256-nucleotide messenger RNA. RefSeq lists its product as uncharacterized. The record is from RefSeq and is a predicted model, not a curated record. NCBI's taxonomy places the organism in Eukaryota, Fungi, Ascomycota, Eurotiomycetes, Eurotiales, Aspergillaceae. Gene Ontology annotation, cellular component: microtubule cytoskeleton; cell tip. The transcript has 6 exons. Gene Ontology annotation, biological process: establishment or maintenance of actin cytoskeleton polarity. Bases 1 to 2256 code for a protein of 751 amino acids. Gene Ontology annotation, molecular function: protein binding.
AUGACGAGACCACGAAUUGUGCGAGCGGACACGCUCGACCUUCAGGACCAACGUGCGCCUUCUGCGAAGGACCAUACUAAAAAUCCCGGACUACAUGGCGGACUCGCUCCCCACCAAGAAGAAUCGAUCCGACAUGCCGAUCAAGACACGAGAGCCGAGCUGCUUCACGGACCCGGCGCCAACGGGAACCAUCUAGACGCCGAUGAUUACCGGGACGGAAUCGACAUGUACGACGACGACGAUGACGACGAAGAAAAUGGAGAUAUUGGCCAUAAUCAUCGCGCUGGGGGCUCGGAGGACGGCGAUCUUGACGGGGAAAGCGACGACCUCUUGGAUGAUGAUUUGAUGGACAAAAUCUCAAGUUCCCCGUCAAUCGAUGAUGAAGAUAUCGAUUUCGAAUUUGUCUACGCGCUUCACAACUUCGUCGCUACCGUCGAUGGACAGGCCAAUGCUGCGAAGGGGGAUACUAUGGUUCUUUUGGAUGACAGUAACAGUUACUGGUGGCUUGUUCGCAUUGUGAAAGACGGCAGUAUCGGUUACCUACCUGCCGAACAUAUUGAGACACCAACAGAAAGACUGGCACGGCUGAAUAAACACAGGAACGUCGAUCUGUCCGCUACCAUGCUCGGUGACAACUCGGAGAAGUCGAAGAACCCGUUGAAGAAAGCCAUGCGCCGCAGAAACGCGAAAACGGUUACUUUCACCAGCCCGACCUACAUCGAAGCCUCGGAUGUCGAGUAUUCCGACGAGGAAGACCUCGACGACCAGGCUUCUUUCCAUGACGAGGACGCAACGCAUGGGGAUGUGGAUGACGAAGACAUGCAGAAUGACGACAUUGUCGUCGAGCCCCUCAGGCCAAAGUCCAAGGACAAGACAGCUGAGGAAGCAGAGAAAGUGGAGGAGACACGAGAACUCGAUCGCUCCAGCCCGGAGAAAAACCGAUCGAGCCAAGAGAUUUUCGAACCAGAAGUGGGAACCACCGUCAGCCGGUCGAGGAACGGCACUGUGCGCAACACUGAUUCGUUCUUCAAAGACGACACAGUGGAGACCAAGAAGAUCUCCCUCACCCCGAAUCUGCUCCGUGACGAAGUUGGCAGCAGCGGUCUGUUGAAUGACACAAAAGAGGUCGGUUUGCACACCGUCGUCAGAGCUGACGAAGAUUUCCUCAAUCAAAUAUCUGACCUCUAUAAGCAGGGCCGUGGAAGUUUAGAGAACUUGGACAAGGCACUUGCAAGCGACAAGUCGAAAGACGACAAAAAACGCAAGGACAAGAAACCUGGCAUGCUCAGUGGCCUGUUCAAACGAAAGGACAAGAAAUCGAAGGCAGCUGACGAUGAUGGCGAGGAGUCGGAGAAGGUCUCCAACGAACUAUCUCGCACUUCACCGACACCGAAAACCUCAUCCGAGUCGGUGUCUUCGCCAGAACAAUGGACUUCGAAGCCUGGAGUGCAGAGACAAACCAGCAAACUACAGAAGCAGAACCCGUCACCGACGAAACAGGAGUUCUCCGACUCCAUCAGCGGACCGGCCGAAGGCGAAAGGGCCAUGGAUGGUCAAAAAGCAGAUCGAUCGAUCCGGCAGGUGCCUGCCGAGGAAGAUACGGUCCAGUCGUCGCUCCCAAGGAGUUACCAGCAAGGCGAUGCUAUGUCGUCCACAAGCUCGUCGAGCCCAACUAAGCGGCCACACCCUCAAGCUAGGGAUACUCUGGCCUCAGUUAGCGAACAAGAUGAGGAACGACAAGACCUGUCCGAUCGGAUGGCAUACCUGCAGCACUCUGUGACGUCGCCGCCCCAGAAAUUUGCACCACAACAUAACCCGAAGUACCAGAGCUCGCCGGUGAGCUCGCCGGUAAACAACUCCCCUAUGGACAGCCAACUAUCCCCGAGUGUACCCGGGCUGGUUAUGGACUCGUCGCCGGUGGGCCAAUCUACCUCCCCGGUCUCACCCCCCUUAUCUCCUGCCGAACAUGACAACAAACCCGGCGAGACAUUUACGCGCUUCGGUAUGACAUCUACGGAGCCGCCCGCCUGGAGUGAUGCCAGCUUGCGGUCGUACCUGGAUGAUGAAAAUGAUAUUCGCGACCUGUUUAUCAUUGUUCAUGACAACUCCAACGUACCUCCUGCUGGUCCGGACCACCCGAUCACCGGCAGUCUGUUCAAAGAGGAGAGCAAGAGAUUGAAGGAGAUGACCAGUCAAUUGGAUUCGAUGCUCGCUGACUGGGUCAACCGAAAAAUGCGGACUACGGCUGGUAAAUAG